AACAGAGCUUACUAUGCUUACUAUCGGUGACUACUUCGAAUCGGAAAUAGGCAUGGUUAAGCCUGUUGGUCACAAUACAUUUAUUUAGAAGCGCAUUACCGGAAACAAAUGACAGGGGCGUAUACGUGCAUUCAGAGAUGCAGAGUUGAGGCUGCUGCUGCUGCUCGAGCUUCAGAGUUCAGGUCAAGUGGACUGCCUGAGGAAGCCGCAAACUUCGUUAAAGUGGCACAUUUAGUGUCAUAUAAGCAAUUUCACACGGUUAUUUGGACGACAACUAUUUUGUGUCCAUGACGGAGUGUUGCCAACCUGUACCAAUGGAAUUCACUGCAGAAGAGGAGCUGGAGAUCGAGCACCUGAAGAUGCACAAGCAGGACCUUUUGGAUGACAUCCAGAAGUUGAAGAUGGCCAUUGAGAAUGUGAUGGCAGACAUUCAGGACUUUGAGUCCACCGAGGAGAGCAAACUUAUUGAGAGGGGAAAGCAGCUGUCCAGAGGGAAGAAGAAAUUCAACAUGGAUCCCAAGAAGGGUGUGAACUACCUUGUGGAGAACAAACUGCUGGAUUGGACCCCUCAAGUUGUGGCAGAGUUCCUAUACAAGCAAGACGGGCUCAAUAAAACAGCCAUAGGAGACUUCCUGGGAGAAAGGGAGGAGAUACACCUGCAGAUUCUGAAGGCUUUUGUGGAACUCCAUGAAUUUUCAGACCUGAACCUUGUGCAGGCUCUAAGGCAGUUCCUGUGGAGUUUCCGUCUCCCAGGCGAAGCGCAGAAGAUCGACCGCAUGAUGGAGGCCUUCGCCACACGCUACUGCGACUGCAACGCAAAUGUUUUCCAGUCCACAGAUACGUGCUACAUCCUGUCGUUCGCCAUCAUCAUGCUCAACACCAGCCUGCACAACCCCAACGUGAAAGACAAGACCACGCUGGAGCGCUUCAUCUCCAUGAACCGGGGCAUCAACAACGGAGAGGACCUGCCCAAUGACCUGCUGACGAAACUGUACGACAGCAUACGGAGCGAGCCUUUCAAAAUCCCCGAGGACGAUGGGAAUGACCUCACGCACACUUUCUUCAACCCUGACCGAGAGGGAUGGCUUCUGAAACUAGGGGGACGAGUGAAGACCUGGAAGAGGAGAUGGUUCAUUCUGACCGAUAACUGCCUGUACUACUUCGAGUACACCACUGACAAAGAACCCAGGGGCAUCAUUCCGCUGGAGAACCUGUGCGUCCGAGAAGUGGCGUGUCCACGCAAACCGUACUGCCUGGAACUGUACAACCCCAACAGCAAAGGGCAGAAGAUCAAAGCGUGCAAGACAGAGACGGACGGGCGUGUGGUGGUGGGGAAGCACCAGUCCUACAUGAUCUCUGCAGCCACGGCCGAGGAGAGAGAUGACUGGAUAGAGUCUGUCAGGGCUAGCAUAACCAAGGACCCAUUCUAUGAUCUGGUCUCAGUGCGCAAGAGGAAAGUCAUCAACAAGGCCACCCAAGAUUGACAGCUCCACAGUGGCAGUGCAACAUGGGAAAUGUAGUCAGUCACUUAGUGGCUCAGUCAGCUUGUCAAACAUGAAGCAGUUGGCAGAACUUGGGUAGGACAGGGAAAUGGG
Molecule: messenger RNA, 1595 nt
Organism: Alosa sapidissima (American shad)
Lineage: Eukaryota; Metazoa; Chordata; Actinopteri; Clupeiformes; Clupeidae
Gene: cyth4b
Product: cytohesin 4b
Exons: 13
Coding region: 288-1484 (398 amino acids)
Biological process (GO): regulation of ARF protein signal transduction
Molecular function (GO): guanyl-nucleotide exchange factor activity
Source: RefSeq, a predicted model, not a curated record